CCGCGCGCCUGGACGAUGGGAGCCCGCCCCUUCCUGGUGCAUGCGCCAGGGGCCCCCUCCGGUGAAGGGCGAGCGUACGGAGGCCGCCGAGGCAGCGGAGCCGCGUGGGUUGCUGGAACCCCGGCGCGCGCGGAGUCCGUCUUCUAACCUAGUUGUAACUCAAGAGGAGCUGAGACUCUGAUGGCAUGGCUUUAGUUACCUUACGGAGGAACCUCUAUCACUUAUCUGAUUUUCGGAUACAUGGAGCUCUGGCUUCUCUGAAAACUCAGCAUGUAAAUCAUGUUCACAAGACAGUCAACGAGCAUCUGUGUCCAUGGUUCUGGUCGCAGCACCCUGGGCCCAUCAGGGUGCGGUUCCAUCAUGCCCAUUGUAAGAAGUUUCAUUCAGAAAACGGAAAUGACCUCCAUCCAGUUGGGGAGCCAGGGUUCUCUCAAGUACACAACUGGGACAGAUUUGAACACAGUGUUAAAAAUGUGGACGAACAGAUGUUUUACAGGAAACUAAACAGCUUCACUUCAUCAGGAGAAAUCUUACGUUUUAUAAGCACACUGGAGACUUUGCCCGAUACUAUGAUGGCAGGAGCCUUACGUCGUAUUUGUGAAGUGGAAAGAAAAGAUGGUGAUCAAAGGUUGCCGAAAGAAAUACUGAAGAGUAGUGCCUUUCAAGCAUUGUGUGAUCAAUUUGGACGGGAUCCCUCGGAUCUGUCAAAUGCGGGUUUGGUGACUGCUUUUCAAGCCCUGACUCUGUUGUGUGGCGAUUCCCAGAGUCACUUGCUGACGAACCUGGAGGCGGAAUGCCAGCAUCGUCUUGAAAGGGGCGGCCUGGACGUUCACAGUCUUUGUAUUCUGGGGGAAACGCUGAUUAAACUGCACGGUCCAGGCUGUUCGACGCUAGACCUGAUCAUAUAUCAGCUGCAAGGGGAAAGUUUGGAAACAUUUACCCCUGAGGAUAUUGUGACCCUUUACAGACUAUUGCAGGCGAGUCCUGAAAAAGCAGACCAACAGCAGAGGUUCUUAAAUAAGAUCAAUCACUUUUCUCUAUCACUAGUUUCCAACCUGAGUCCUAAAUUGAUGAGCCAGAUGCUCACUGCCCUAGUGGUCCUUGAUCAGACUCAAGCCCUUCCCCUGGUUAUCAAACUGAGUAAGUACGUCGUGCGGCACAUUGCUCGUUUCACUAGUGAAGAGCUCAGAAAAGUCUUAGAGGCGUUCAUAUACUUUGGGCACAGUGACAGAUUCUUUACAGAAACCCUGGAGCAGCAUGUCGCUUCACUGUGUCUCACUCUGGAUCCUGAGCUUGUCAGCAGAGUCAUGGAGUACUGCAGCAGAAAGCUGAUUCUUUCAGAACCCAUCUUCAACGCAGUGGCAGAAACUUUUGUUUGUCAAGCAGAAAAAUUUUCACCUAGUCAGACUGCCAAGUUAAUUGAGCCAUUUGGAAAACUCAACUAUCUGCCACCAAAUGCUUCUGCUUUAUUUAGGAAGCUAGAAAACAUGCUGUUAACCCGCUUCAAUCAUUUUCCCCCAAAAACACUGCUGAGACUUCUCCAUUCGUGUUCACUUAUUGAGAGCCAUCCGGUCAAUUUUAUGGCCAAGAUAUUCAGCCCAUAUUUUCUUCAGCAGCUGCAAGGUGAAGAGUCCUAUUUGGACAGACUGAGCCUAGCACAACUGACCCAACUCUUCUUAACCUCAAUUCUAGAAUGUCCGUUCUACAAGGGUCCAAAACUGCUUCCUAAGUUUCAAGUGAAAUCCUUUCUUACUCCGUGCUCUUCCCUGGAGACCCCCAUGGAUUUUCACCUUUAUAAAUCUGUGAUGAUUGGACUAAUCGACCUGUUAGGAGCAAGACUAUAUUUUUCUUCAAAAGUGUUAACACCUUAUUGCUACACAAUAGAUGUUGAAAUUAAAUUAGACGAAGACGGAUUUGUAUUACCAUUUACAAUUGAUGAAGAUGUACAUAAAAGAGUAGCACUGUGCAUUGAUGGUCCAAAAAGGUUUUGUCUGAAUAGCAAACACUUACUGGGGAAGGAGGCUACUAAACAGAGACACCUGCGCUUGCUUGGCUAUCAAGUUGUCCAGAUACCCUAUUAUGAGAUUGAGAUGCUAAAAUCAAGACUGGAAUUAGUGGACUAUUUACAAGGAAAACUGUUUUCUCAAAACUCAGGUGGUCAUUGAUAAUAAGAACAAAUACUGACUCCUGAACUCACAUAGUGAAAGAACUUGCAAAUUAGCCAUUUAUUUAUGGAAUGAUCUGGAAAGGGUCUCUCAUAUACACUUUUGUUGUUGUUUAGUCACUAAGUCGUGUCUAAUUCUUUACGACCCCAUGGACUGCAGCACGCCAGGCUUCCCUGUCCAUCCCCAACUCCCGGAGUUUGCUCAAACUCAUUGAGUCAGUGAU
Messenger RNA from Bubalus bubalis (water buffalo), 2388 nucleotides. It is a transcript of the gene FASTKD3, whose product is annotated as FAST kinase domains 3. Gene Ontology annotation, molecular function: RNA binding. Gene Ontology annotation, cellular component: mitochondrial matrix; ribonucleoprotein granule. The coding region runs from base 186 to 2165 and encodes 659 amino acids. The transcript has 7 exons. Gene Ontology annotation, biological process: regulation of mitochondrial mRNA stability; mitochondrial RNA processing. Lineage: Eukaryota; Metazoa; Chordata; Mammalia; Artiodactyla; Bovidae. The record is from RefSeq and is a predicted model, not a curated record.